This is a messenger RNA of Xenopus laevis (African clawed frog), 782 nucleotides long. It is a transcript of the gene bloc1s2.S, whose product is annotated as biogenesis of lysosomal organelles complex-1, subunit 2 S homeolog. NCBI's taxonomy places the organism in Eukaryota, Metazoa, Chordata, Amphibia, Anura, Pipidae. The transcript is spliced from 6 exons. The record is from RefSeq and is a predicted model, not a curated record. Bases 201 to 659 code for a protein of 152 amino acids.
ACAUAAACACGGAAGUAAGGCUGUCCGGCUGCGCAGAGUAUGACGGGGAGGCACUUUGAUGUGUGUAGCGGCUGGAUUUUAAGGAUAAGUGUGUUCAGGAAUUGAUGUCCUAAAGGUGAAGAAGGCGCGCAGGGCUGAGGGAAGUGAAACAAAUUCCAGUGGAAAAGGAACUGAAAAAAGGUACAGGUUCUUUCACUGCUAUGGCUGAACAGGAAGGGACAGACAAACCACUUUUAAAUGAACAGCCUGUGGCUCCUUCUGCAUCUCAGUCAGUGACAUCUCAAGAUGAUGCUAUAGUGGAAACAGCAGAAGAAGCAGUUGAACCUCCAGAGGCUGAUAUCAAUGAGCUCUGCAGGGAUAUGUUCAGUAAAAUGGCACUUUAUCUGACAGGGGAGCUAACAGCUACCAGUGAGGACUACAAACUUCUGGAAAAUAUGAAUAAACUUACCUGUCUGAAGUAUAUGGAAAUGAAAGAUAUUGCUGGAAAUAUCAGUCGGAAUCUCAAGGACUUGAAUAAAAAGUAUGCUAGUCUACAGCCCUAUCUUGAACAAAUAAAUCAGAUUGAAGAGCAGGUGGCCUCUUUGGAAAAUGCAGCCUACAAACUGGAUGCUUAUUCAAAAAGAUUAGAGGCGAAAUUCAAGAAACUAGAAAAACGAUGAGAGAACAGUUUUUAACGGUGAAACCGCAAACUCCAGUAUUAUGUUAUGCAAAUCACAGCCCAUUCUGCAAAGUUUUACACUGCGCAUGUUAUGUUAAGUUAAUUAAAAAAAUACAUCUGAAAA